AUGUCCACUCAGGACGAGAGGCAGGUCAAUACCGAAUAUGCUGUGUCUUUGUUGGAACAGUUAAAACUGUUCUAUGAACAGCAAUUGUUAACUGAUAUAGUGUUAAUUGUUGAGGGUACCGAAUUCCCUUGUCAUAAGAUGGUUCUUGCAACAUGCAGCUCUUAUUUCAGGGCCAUGUUCAUGAGUGGACUCAGUGAAAGUAAACAGACACACGUGAACCUGAGGAAUGUUGACUCGGCUACUUUAAAGCUUAUCAUAGCUUAUGCAUACACAGGGAAUUUGGCAAUAAAUGACAGCACUGUGGAGCAGCUCUAUGAGACAGCCUGCUUCCUACAGGUGGAGGACGUGCUGCAGCGCUGCCGCGAGUACCUCGUUAAGAAGAUCAACGCGGAGAACUGCGUGCGGCUGCUGAGCUUCGCCGACCUGUUCAGCUGCGAGGAGCUGAAGCAGAGCGCCAAGCGCAUGGUGGAGCACAAGUUCACGGCCGUGUACCGCCAGGACGCCUUCCUGCAGCUCUCCCACGAGCUGCUCGUGGACGUCCUGAGCAGCGACAACCUGAACGUGGAGAAGGAGGAGACGGUGCGCGAGGCGGCCAUGCUGUGGCUCGAGUACAACCCCGAGGCGCGCUCGCAGUACCUGUCGUCGGUGCUGAGCCAGAUCCGCAUCGACGCCCUGUCCGAGGUGACGCAGCGGGCCUGGUUCCAGGGGCUGCCGCCCAACGACAAGUCGGUGGUGGUGCAGGGGCUCUACAAGUCCAUGCCCAAGUUCUUCAAGCCCCGGCUGGGCAUGACCAAGGAGGAGAUGAUGAUCUUCAUCGAGGCGGCCUCCGAGCACCCGGGCAGCCUCUACUCGUCCGUGUGCUACAGCCCGCAGGCCGAGAAGGUGUACAAGCUGUGCAGCCCCCCGGCCGACCUGCACAAGGUGGGCACCCUGGUCACGCCCGACAACGACAUCUACAUCGCGGGGGGGCAGGUGCCGCUGAAGAGCGCCAAGACCAGCUACAGCAAGACCAGCAAGCUGCAGGCCGCCUUCCGGACCGUCAACUGCUUCUACUGGUUCGACGCGCAGCAGAACGCGUGGUUCGCCAAGACGCCGAUGCUCUUCGUGCGCAUCAAGCCCUCCCUGGUGUGCUGCGAGGGCUACAUCUACGCCAUCGGCGGCGACAGCGUGGGCGGCGAGCUCAACCGGCGCACCGUGGAGCGCUACGACACGGAGAAGGACGAGUGGACGCUGGUGAGCCCCCUGCCCUGCGCCUGGCAGUGGAGCGCGGCCGUGGUGGUGCACGACUGCAUCUACGUGAUGACGCUCAACCUCAUGUACUGCUACUUCCCCCGCUCCGACUCCUGGGUGGAGAUGGCCAUGCGCCAGACCAGCCGCUCCUUCGCCUCGGCCGCCGCCCUGGGCGACCAGAUCUUCUACAUCGGCGGCCUGCACAUCGCCGGCAGCUCCGGCCUCAGGCUGCCCACCAGCACCGUGGACGGCUCCUCCGUCACCGUGGAAGUGUACGACGUGAACAAGAACGAGUGGAGGAUGGCGGCCAACAUCCCCGCCAAGCGCUACUCGGACCCUUGCGUGAGGGCCGUGGUCAUCUCCAACUCCCUGUGCGUGUUCAUGCGCGAGACGCACCUCAACGAGAGGGCCAAGUACGCCACGUACCAGUACGACGCGGAGCUGGACCGCUGGUCCCUGCGGCAGCACAUCUCGGAGCGCGUGCUCUGGGACCUGGGCAGGGACUUCCGCUGCACCGUGGGCAAGCUCUACCCGUCCUGCCUCGACGAGUCCCCCUGGAAGCCGCCCACCUGCCUCUUCUCCCCCGACGGGGCGGACGACUUUGAGCUGGACAGGGACAUGGUGGCCCUGCCCCCCGUAUAGCGGCCGCCCUGCCCCCCGCACGGUGGCCCCCCCGCACGGCGGCCGCCCUGCC
Molecule: messenger RNA, 1924 nt
Organism: Gracilinanus agilis (Agile Gracile Mouse Opossum)
Lineage: Eukaryota; Metazoa; Chordata; Mammalia; Didelphimorphia; Didelphidae
Gene: KBTBD2
Product: kelch repeat and BTB domain containing 2
Exons: 3
Coding region: 1-1872 (623 amino acids)
Molecular function (GO): protein binding
Source: RefSeq, a predicted model, not a curated record